Astyanax mexicanus (Mexican tetra) is the source of this 6610-nucleotide messenger RNA. It is a transcript of the gene hlcs, whose product is annotated as holocarboxylase synthetase (biotin-(proprionyl-CoA-carboxylase (ATP-hydrolysing)) ligase). The coding region runs from base 161 to 2872 and encodes 903 amino acids. Gene Ontology annotation, biological process: protein modification process. The record is from RefSeq and is a predicted model, not a curated record. The transcript has 12 exons. Gene Ontology annotation, cellular component: cytoplasm. NCBI's taxonomy places the organism in Eukaryota, Metazoa, Chordata, Actinopteri, Characiformes, Acestrorhamphidae. Gene Ontology annotation, molecular function: biotin--[biotin carboxyl-carrier protein] ligase activity.
AUCUGUCUGUAAACAAACACGGAAGUGAGCAGUAGUGUGUGUAUAAAGUGUGUAUGAAGGUGUGUAACAGUGUUACAGUGUAAUGGUGUGAGUGUGUGUGAGCGGGCGGCUGCGCUCGGGGGUGGGGAGGACAGCGCGCGCUGUAGCUGAUGCGGGGAUCAUGCUGAUAACGCUGUGUUACCUGUACCUGUGGGUCCGCUUUCAGAAGUGCUACACGACGGUGAUCCGCGGCGCGCUGAGGCGGCUGAGCGCGAGCCGCGGCGGGGUGGCUUUCUGCGCCCUGCGCGAGACCAGCAGCCCCCCAGCCUUCCUCACCCGGGGAAACAAGGCCAUAUACUUCACCGAGCCGCAGGCAUGUGAUGACCUCAGCAAGUGGACACUGCUUUUGGGGUCCUCUCUGAUUAGUGGACCAAGAGUUGAGAAUAUCGCCUUUAUCAUAGAGGCCACAGCAGGACAGAAAGCGGCCCAGUCACCUCAAAGAUUAAAUAAAAAAGUUCUGAAGUGGUCAGACUAUUGCCUUCCUCUGGCCUGCAGUCCUGGACAGCCCUACAGGGCAGUGGCUGAGGCCAGCCUGGACAACUUCAGCACUCUGGGAGUGGCUUUUCUGGAAGGUCGCCUGCAGAUGGAAAAUGGCCUUAUACCGGAAAAGAUAGUUUCGGUGUCACUCAGGGAAUCUGCACUGAAAGAGCUCUUUGAAAAGCAGCGGUCGGACGUGGGGAAAACACUUCAGUCAUUUCCCGCCUGCUUACCGAAAGGGGUUGUGCUGUCCACCGCCUCUCUGUGCGAGCAGGAAGUUCUGGAUGUGCUGCAGCUCCGCAGGAAGAGCAGCCUGCGUCUUUCAGCAGCACGCAGAGACUCGGACGCCUCCAGCGCCGGCAGUGAACGCAGGGCUGUACGUGAGCAGCCGGUGUCAGAGUCAGAUCACGCAGCAGAGCACCACCAUAUGGAGGGCCACCACCUACACUUGUCCAGCUGCCACGAGUGCCUGGAGCUGGAGAACAGCACGAUCCUCUCGGUUAAAUAUGCCUCAGUGGAGAACAUCCCAGACCUACCUGAUGACUACGAGUGCACAGGAGUGGAUGAUGAUGAUGAGGAGGUGGGCGAAAGUGUCUCGCCCUACUUCUCAGGCCAGAGCCGGCGGAUGAACGUCAAUGGAAAACCUCCGAAUGUGCUGGUGUUCACAGGUGGCUGUGAGGAGCGUUACGAGCGUGUGCGCUCCCUGCUGGCUGAAUGUAUCGACACGGACAGUUACAUCAUUUACCCUCUCCGGCCUCAGCAGGCGCUGGGCGAGCCCUGGCUGGAGAGCGCUCUGCUGCUGGUGCUGGCCACCGACCAGCCACUCACACCCCAGCUGCAGCUGCGCUUCCUGGACUACCUGAGCCAGGGCGGUAAAGUCCUGGGCCUGUCGAGCACACUGUGCCCCGCCGGACUCCGACUAAAGCCCAGAGAGGGUCGGAGGGACCAGAUCUGCAGGCUAAGCUUCACUAAAGCAGACAGUUCUGAGGUGCAGCUGAGCGUACUGGCCAGCGGGAGCGCCUACGAGCGCGAGCCUCAGGAGGGCAGCAGCAGCGCACAGGUGGAGUUGUGGGGGGAGCUGAGCACUGAGAAGAAAGAUACAGAGGAAAAGGACAUGGUCAUAGUCAGAGUGACGCAUGGAGAGGACAGUGGGGAAGCAGUCCUAUGUCAGGUGCGUUUGGAAACUGCCCCAGAUGCUGAGCAGGUGCAGAGCUCUGCUGGUUUCUCCGAGCUGAAAAUGAGUAAUGCAAGGAGAUAUGAGGUUCUGACUGAGAUCCUCACCUCUCUGGGACUGAGCUGUGAGCUGAGUCAGGUUCCUCCACCCAGCCCUGUCUACCUGCUCUGCACCCAGCCGGAUCUGAAGAUUGUGUUCGUGAGCUGGUUGCGGGGGCAGGUGGAUGGUGAGGGGGUGCUGUGCUCUAUGAAGACCAGGCUGAGAGUGGCAUGGGGCAGAGAGGAGCAGACUGAGCUGGCUGAGGGAGAGCUGGCUCUGCACACUGAACCCCCAGAGCACCUCUCUGAACACUUCAGCAUGCAGACCUACACCCAGCACCUGCAGAGCCGGCGACUGGGCCGCACCCUGCUCUACACUGACGUCACACCGACCACCAUGGACCUGCUAGAGGGGUUGAUGUUGAAGGUGCCGGAGGACAUGGGGUUGAUUGCCGUGGCAGCCCGGCAGACUAAGGGCAAAGGGCGUGGAGGGAACGCGUGGCUGAGUCCGCUGGGCUGUGCCAUGUUCACACUGCACCUGCAGGUGGAGGUGAGCUCACGACUCGGCCAGAGAAUCCCCUUCCUACAGCACCUCGCUGCUCUCGCUGUGGUGGAGGCUGUGCGCACACUGCCUGGAUACGAGGAUAUUGAUCUUAGAUUGAAAUGGCCCAACGAUAUCUACUACAGUAACCUGAUGAAGCUGGGAGGAGUUCUGGUUAACUCCACUGUAAUGGGGUCCACCUUCCACCUCCUCGUCGGCUGUGGCUUCAAUGUGAGUAACAGCAACCCCACCAUCUGCAUUAAUGACCUGGUGGUGCAGCAGAACUGGGAGCGGGGGAGCAGUCUGGAGCCCCUGAGCUCGGCUCAGCUCAUCGCUCGCUCGGUCACUCUGCUGGAGCAGCUCAUCUCUCAGUUCCAGCAGCAGGGGCCGAGCGCAGUGCUGCCUCUGUACUACAAGAGAUGGGUGCACAGUAAUACACAGGUGCGCUUGUGGAGCGAGGAUGGUCCAGAGGCUGCUGUAGUGGGGCUGGAUGAUCAUGGCUUCCUGCAGGUGAGCUCUCGAGAGCAGGGCACCGUCUCAGUCCAGCCGGACGGGAACUCCUUCGACAUGCUAAGGAACCUCAUCAUUACCAAGCACAACUAGACACACACACAUACACACACACACAUAAACAUGAGUUUAAUGCAGCUACAUCCUAUUUUUACAAUUGUAUAACGUAGAUUUAAACAUAUAAGGAGACAGUAAUAUCAGGAAAGCUACUGAGAUGCUCUCUGUAACUAUAAGACUAUAAGAACUCUGUGAAUUUAGAUUUAUGCUUAGAUUCAUUUGUUCAUUGUAGUUUUGUUUGAACAAAGUCUGAACUUUCUAAAAUGUUUUAGACUACAUUCACACAGCAGGUAAAAGUUGCCGCAUAUCUAAUUUUCUCUUAAAGUCUUAUGUAUUUUUCAUUUAUUUUUAUGUAAACUGGCGUGAAUGCACAAAAGAGCAAUGCUUCACGUGAAGUUCAGGUGUGAAAACAGUAAUCGCACUGGGGUGUGGAUCAAAACAACGUGAGAAAGUGGUCCAUCUCAAUCAGACCCAGCUAUUAAAUAUUCUCCUUUUAUUUGAGCUAAACUGCUAAUAAGGUGCAGUGUAAUCUGAUAUAUUAGCCAGAUAAAGCUAAUUACCACAUCUAUGAACGCACACUGUCUCUGCUGCUCCAUGCUUUAAGCAGUUUCAUACUGAAUGCUGUAUGUGCUGCGUUCACUGCUUGUAACCGUACAUCUGCACUGCACGUCCUAUUAAAAACAAUGUGUUUAAAAAUGCAGCGUUUUAGCAUUCCUUCAGCUUUCAGUGUUAAAGCAGCUUCACACUGCAUAGAUACACCCUCUGGAACACAGAAACUUCUCCCUAUAUUUACAAAUCUGAUAUGUAUUGGGUUUCAGUACCACAUAUUGACGUAGACCAAAUCUGAAUUGAAUAUAUGAAGUUACACUUAUAUAGCGUCUUUCUAAACACACACAACCAUUUACACUCAGCAGUCAUCCACACACCGGUGAGAUGUGGCAGCCAAUUACACACAGCAUACUCUUAACCUGAAACAACCACCCACCUGUAAGACUGCAUUGGGCACUGAGGAGUUGACCCAGGACAGAGUGCCAAUCCAUAUAUGGGCAUACAGUCAUAAACACAUUUAUCUUUAUGUUUUUGAACGAUGGGAGGAAACCAGUGACUGAAAGAAACCCACAUGGAAAAACAUGUAAACUCCACCCAGACAAGGACUUGAAACCCUGGACCCCAGCACAGGGAGGCAAACGUGCUAAACACUAAACCAAUGUGCUCCGCAAAAAUAUCAAAUUCGUUGUUUGUUUAUAUUUCAGACGAGCGCUGGAUGUAAAUCUACUUGGAUUUCUCUCAUAAAACUGUUUAUUUGGGUAGGUAAAGCGCUUCCGUUUACUUACAGCAAGCUUAGUUUUACAGAUUUCCACUAAAGCUGGAGAAGUAGCAUUAGUGGGUAACCGUUAGCAGUUAGCGGCUAAUUACACCCGACGGAGCUACGCUGAAGGACAUGUUCCGGUAACCCAGGGUGAUAUUAGCUAGCAGUUCGCUCCACGUAGCUUGUUUUAACAAGGUAAACACACAGACUACAGCCUGAUAUACUCGCCUCUGAACAGCAAAAGAGCUAGCGCUCUGGUUAGUGGCUGAUGCUAUUGCUGCUCCAGCAGUGCUAGUCAGGGUUAGCAGGGUGGCCAAAAAGCUAACACUUCUCGUGGUUAGCGGCUAAUGCUAAUACUGUUGGAGAACUGAACUGAAACUCCAUUAAAAUUCUGUACUUCAGCAGAGUGGCUUUACUGCUCCUUACGAUCUGACUGGUAAAAUAUAUAGGUAAAAUAUAUACAUAAAAUGCACAGGAUUUUAAGGCACACUGACGAUUUUUAGGAAAAUUAAAAGAUUUGAAGUGCGCAAAAAAUAUGGUGCAUCCAAUGUGAGCCACUUCUACCUGCUGUGUGAACAUAGCCUUACUUGGUGAUUUGCGUAACUGUAGGCAACAACAGAUGGUGUUGAGGUUUCUUUAACAGUGCUUAAAUUACUUGAUGACUUGGGAGUUCAGACUUUGUUGGUCACCAGUUCUCCACCAGGAGAGCUACCUACCAUUCUGCAGGAUUCACCUACAAUCCAGAUCCAACACACCUCCUCAUUCAGCACACAAGCACUUCUCAAGGCAAUAAUCGGAAGGAUUUUUGGGGUUAAGAAAUGGUGCAACUAGAGCCUGCAAGAAGGUGGAUCUCUGGGAACAGGUUUGGUGAACAUAGGUUUAAGCAGCUAUAGGAACAGCUUAUAAUUAGGCUGAAGAGACUGAAUUUAAACAAGCCUUUAAGUUACAGGGUUCGUUUUUUUGGUUAACCAAUCUUAUGUCUUAAAUACUUGAACUUGUAGAAUGAAAAAAGACACCUAGAUUUAGGAAGGUAUGUUGCUUAAUAACGUAAAACACAUGGAUUGAUGUCUAGUUUAAUGUUUGUUUAAUGGGUGAACUGAACUGCUUAUACUUGGUCAGAUAAUAAGAGCAUAGUUCAGUGUUUAAAACACAUAAAUCUUCUUUUCUUUAGAUUUAAUCCCUAUAAGUAUGAGUGUACGAAUCAUUUUGGCUGAAUAAUUGUAAUCCAUAAUUGUUUAAAGUACAGAAAUAGCAUUUCAUAUACAUACAGCUCUGGCAAAAAAUAGGAGACCACUUCAGUUUCUGAAUCAGUUUAUCUAUAUUUUGCUAUGUAUAAGUGUUUGUUUGAGUAAAAUUAACAUUGUUGUUUUAUUCUACAACUACGGACAAAAUUUCUUCUAAAUUCUAAAUAAAAUUAUUGUCAUUUAGAGCAUUUAGUUUGCAGAAAAUGAGAUGAAUGGAUGAAAUAACAAGUUCAUAUUCAUAAAGUUUUAACAGUUUAGAAAUAAUCAAUAUUUGGUGGAAUAACCCUGGUUUUUAAUCACGGUUUUCAUGCAUCUUGGCAUCAUGUUCUCCUCCACCAGUCUUACACACUGCUUUUGGAUAACUUUAUGCUGCUUUACUCCAGGUGCAAAAAUUCAAGCAGUUCAGUUUGGUUUGAUAGCUUGUGAUCAUCCAUCUUCCUCUUGAUUAUAUCCAGAGGUUUUCAGUUUAUUGAAAUCAGAGAAACUCAUCAUUUUUAAGUGGUCUUUUCCAGAGCUGUAUAUAUUUUGCAGAAUAUUUCACACCAGCAUGCUACAACCUACAGCACAACGGCCUGAAAUUGCAUGUUAGCUUUGAAUAUGCAAAUAUAUAUCUAUAAAGUUUGCUUCAGUUCCUUUAGUUAUGUAUGCAGAAAUUGUUGCAAUAAGGUGUUCAUAUUCCAUAAUAAUGGAUAUAAAGGUCUAGUUUGAUUUCAUGUGAGACAGUUUUUAAAUAAAUAUAUAUUAUAUAUUAUAUAAGUGUUUCUAUAUAGGGUUGGAGCACUUCAGUACUGCAAGUCGUCUUGUUAUACUGUAUCCACAUGCAGGGUCUUUUAAACGAAUCAAAACCAUAGAUUACAGUGUGUUACUUUAAGCCUUAUCUUUAAUUUAACUUAAUUGAAGUGUGUCUGUAGUUUUUGUGAAUCAUUAAAUGGAGUUUAUACAUUUACACGAGCAUGUGUAGCCUUUACAGAUCUCCAUGAACUGAAGUGAGAUUGUAGUUGGUAAAUGUCCUCAUUAAUCAUUAAUGAUUAUUUUUUUCGAGGUGGUUGGUUUGUAUAUCUUGCUUCUCACAUCAGCAUAGAAACGAAAGUGAGAAAUGUAGUUGAUAUUUUGUUAUAAUCAACUGUUUGUAUACAGAAUGUGAAUUACUUCUACUCUUAAGUCAUUCCAGUGUUAAAUUGAGUGGCUUUAACUUCAAAUAAAAGAAAUGUGUUGACUGAA